CAAUUUGACGUUAGCUGUCAAAAAUCACAACUUUCCGUCUCCCGUGGUUUUUUCUAUUUUUCCAAAUGAUAUUGCUGGAUUUAUAAUUUGUUUAAAGGAAAAAUAACAAAAAUUUCCCAACAAAAUGUUACGAAGUAUUACUUCCUUAGCCAUUACCAGGCUACCGACAGUAAUUGCCGUACAACACAUGUCCGUCUAUCCACCGACCUACAUUGAUCCUGUCUUCAAAAAGGAAAAACAAUCAUUCCUCCGUGAAACUGGAGAAACAUUAAAAUUGGCUCAUAUGCCAAUCAAACCAGCUCGUAAUAAUGAUACCUCGUCGGUGUUUCAUGAUGAUAUUUUGAGCAAAUUUACAAAUUACGUAAUGCGCAAAGGAAAAAAGGUCCUGGCGCGUGAUUUGAUUGAUAGGACUUUUGAGAAUAUCAAACGAAUUCAAUUGGAACGUUAUAAUCUGGCUGAAGAUCCAGAAGAAAAGUCAAAGAUUGAAACUAAUCCAUUGAAGAUCUUGCAUAUGGGAAUUGAGAAUUGUCGUCCACUUUUACAGUUGACACCGAUUAAAAGAGGUGGUGUCACUUAUCAAGUCCCUGUGCCAGUUACCACCAAGAGAUCUUACUUCCUUUCUAUGAAUUGGUUGAUUGAGUCUGCUCAAGAGAAAGAGAAGAGUGUUCAUUUUCCCGAGAAGUUGGCUUGGGAGUUGCUAGACGCUGCUUCCGGACAAGGUCGUGUGGUGAAGAAGAAGCAAGAUCUUCAUAAGCAAGCCGAGGCAAAUCGUGCUUAUGCUCAUUAUAGAUGGAGUUAGAUAUUAAGUUUGUUUUUUUGUAUUUCUACUUUAUUGGCUUAGACAAAUAAAAAUUACUUAAGCAUAA
This is a messenger RNA of Episyrphus balteatus (marmalade hoverfly), 866 nucleotides long. It is a transcript of the gene mRpS7, whose product is annotated as 28S ribosomal protein S7, mitochondrial. The transcript is spliced from 2 exons. Gene Ontology annotation, biological process: translation; ribosomal small subunit assembly. Gene Ontology annotation, cellular component: ribosome. Gene Ontology annotation, molecular function: structural constituent of ribosome; mRNA binding; rRNA binding. NCBI's taxonomy places the organism in Eukaryota, Metazoa, Arthropoda, Insecta, Diptera, Syrphidae. The coding region runs from base 125 to 799 and encodes 224 amino acids. The record is from RefSeq and is a predicted model, not a curated record.